ACAGUGAUUUUAUAAGUUGAUGCCUUACCUUCCGACCACGACCAUGUCCGUGUCCGUGUCCGUGUCCAUUGCCCACAACCUUAAACCCACUAUCUCGGUCCUCCCUUCCCAUUCUCUGCACCACCCUUCGUCUUUCCCAUUACGAUUUUCAUUCAAAGCACCCAUCUUCUGCUCCAAUCCUUCAGUUCUCACCCGAAGACUCUUCCUUCCGUCGGUUUCCGGCAUCUGGGACGCCUUGACCGGCGGCAACAACAAUGCCCGCGAAGCCGUUCUUGCAAUUCGACGUGGAAUGUCUCUCUUCCGCCAGGGUGAUGUUCCGGGGUCUCUUGCCGAGUUCGACAAGGCAAUUCAGUUGGACCCUCGUCAAAAGGCGUAUCUUUGGCAAAGGGGGCUCUCACUUUACUACCUUAAUAGAUUUGAAGAGGGAGCUGAGCAGUUUCGGUUAGAUGUUGCACAAAACCCGAAUGAUACAGAAGAAUCCAUAUGGUGUUAUCUGUGUGAAGCUCAACUAUAUGGAGUGGAGGAAGCAAAGAAGCGAUAUCUUGUGGUUGGCAAAGACCCAAGGCCAGUCAUGCGGGAAGCAUAUAACAUGUUUAAAGACGGUGGAGAUCCUGAAAAGCUUGUGGCUGCAUUUUCCAGUAGCAGAGAAAGUGACUAUUUUUAUUCUUCAUUAUAUGCUGGUCUUUAUUACGAAUCUCAGAACGAAACAGAUGCUGCUAAAGUUCAUAUAGUUGCUGCAUGCCAAUCUUCUUAUGGGCAAAGGUCUGAUGAUUAUAUGGCUUCUCUUUCCAAGGUUCAUUGUCUCUGUCGAAAUUGGGUCUAAUAUUUUAAAAUGUGUUCACUGAGCACGAUCAGUUUCUGUAUACACUACUCAUUAGCUUUUGUUACUGUGCUACUGGAACGGUUAAGAGAAUUUAUCAUAUUCCUUUACCUUUCCACAUGAUUUGGUGAUCCGAAUAUUAGCAGACUAGUAGAAAAAAUUCUAACAUUAUUGAAAUAAUGAAACUAUUAUU
Molecule: messenger RNA, 1013 nt
Organism: Abrus precatorius (Indian licorice)
Lineage: Eukaryota; Viridiplantae; Streptophyta; Magnoliopsida; Fabales; Fabaceae
Product: lipoprotein NlpI
Exons: 8
Coding region: 20-823 (267 amino acids)
Cellular component (GO): chloroplast
Molecular function (GO): protein binding
Source: RefSeq, a predicted model, not a curated record